Molecule: messenger RNA, 1906 nt
Organism: Paramecium pentaurelia
Lineage: Eukaryota; Ciliophora; Oligohymenophorea; Peniculida; Parameciidae
Source: the annotation of a GenBank genome assembly
AUGUCUUAAGAUGAAUAUAUCCAAACAGAUAAUAGUCAAACUAAUUCAUUAAUGGAUUGGAACAAGGUUAUUAAAAUCAAUGAAAAGGAUAUUAGCUUUUAGAAAUAUAAAUUUGAUAGUUUAACAGCAUCCUAAUUUUGGGCAUAUUGCAUGGGUCAUAUGCUUAAUGAUUUAUCAGCUGCUUGUUGGUUUAAGUAUUGAAUACUUUAACAUUUUAGCUAUCUAUUGUUUUAUUUGAAGAGAAUUAUGCAUGUUGAUUUUGGUUCAUAUGCAAUGUUGUCAGGUUAAAUAGCUGAUGCUUUAGCCACUCCAUUAGUAGGAUAUUAUAGUGAUAGAACAAAUACAUCAAUAGGAAAGAGAAUUCCAUGGUAUAUUGGGUAUUUUAAAUGUUUAUAUUUCAAGGGGAUAUGUUGUAAUAAUCUUUUCAUUUUUGCCUGUUUGGAAUGGAAAUUUAAUUUUUGAUUGGAUGAGCCUAAGAAACAACAACUUAGUAUAAGUAAGCUAUUAAAAUUAAAGAAAGACAAUAUACUAUACGGUUUUUUCAGCAAUCUUUAAUUUUGGUUGGGCUUCAUUACAAAUAAGUCAUAUGUGUUUGGUUCCAAGUUUAACAUGUAGUCGCUAUAAAAGAGAUAAAUUAAAUUCUAUAAGAAAUACAUUUUAAUUCAUAGCUGUAUUAAUAGUGUAUGUGACAGCAGUAACAUUUAAAAAUAGAUAUAGCUAAUAUUUUUUUAAUUGGUAAACAGUAAAAAUGGUACAGACUCAGAAUAAGCUUUUCAAUAUUUAUCAUUAAUAUGUGUAGCCAUUGGAACAGCAACAUCAGUAUUUUUUAUUAUACAAAUAAAUGAACCUAAACUAACUUCUGAUUGUACUAAAUAUGCAAGAAUUUUGUUAAAAAUUUUGAAGGAAGUAUGAAAUAUUAAUUAUAAUUAUAUUAGAGACAAAAUUGUUAUAUCGCAACAACAUAUAUACCAUAAGACUAAGAGAUCAUAAAUAAUUAAGUUCAGGAUGAAUCAAAAAACAAUAGUUCUAGUGAGGAUAUACAGAAAUCUACAUCUGAACCAUAAAUAGAUGGAUAAUAAAAUGUUAAAUUGGCAGAUAUUGAAUUAAAUGAUGAUGAAGGUUUAUGUUUACAUAAUAAAACAGCUAAUACAAUUUUUGAAGAAUUGCAUGAUUGGAAGUAAUUAUUAUUUAAAUUUUAUAGAGAAUGGUUUGGUUAAUUAUCAUUUUAUAGAUUUGGAAUGGUGUAUAUGUUUUUUAGAUUGUAUUCCAACGUUUCUUCAACAAUGAUCUCAUUUUAUAUUGAGAGUGUUUUGAAGUUUAAAAAUUCAGAUGUUGAAAAUGUUCAAAUCCCUAUUUAAGUGGCAUUAAUACCUCUAUCUCUAUAUAUUAUGAGUGUUAUAACGAGUAUAUCUCUAUCAAAGUUAUAUAAAUUAUUAGGCAAAAAAAUUACAUUAAUGUAAUAAUUAUUUAUUUGAGAAGGGUUGGGACAAUUUUAUGUUUGCUGACUUCUUUUGCUCUAAUAUUCUUAAAUGAAGAUAAUGCUUACUUUAUGUAUGCAAUAUCCCCAUUCAUUGGAAUAGCAUAAGCUAUUACUUUGAAUACAGGAAUUGCACUCAUAAGUGAUGUUAUUGGUUUAAAGGGAUAAAGUGGUGCUUUUGUUUUUGGUGCAUAUAGUUGUAUAGAUAAAAUUUCAUCUGGGAUUGUAUUGUUUUUUUGUUCUUAUGGAAAUAUACUAGAUGAUUAAAAUUUAAUUCUUUGGUUGACUGUUCUUGUACCAUCAAUAUCCUGUUUCUCUGGUUGUUUAUUGGUUAUAACAGCUCCAAUUAAAAAGCAGGAGGAGAACACUAAAGUUGAAAAGAAAGAUGAUAAACACAUAAAAUCUUUGGUAGAUGAAUUGGCUACUUGA